AUGACCCCCUUCUCCAUCACAAGAGCACAUGCCCACAUUCCCCAAUCCCUCGCCCACCCUGACUGUGUUCGGGUAGGCGUGUGGGGUCGGCUUCCGAUGGCGGCAAAAGGCCUGGGGCUUCGCCGCUAUGCCUCUCCGAUGUGUGGGGAACCAGGCGGUGGCCACCGCCUGGUGCUUGCCGGCUAA
This is a messenger RNA of Penicillium subrubescens, 186 nucleotides long. RefSeq lists its product as uncharacterized. The record is from RefSeq and is a predicted model, not a curated record. The transcript has a single exon. NCBI's taxonomy places the organism in Eukaryota, Fungi, Ascomycota, Eurotiomycetes, Eurotiales, Aspergillaceae. The coding region runs from base 1 to 186 and encodes 61 amino acids.